AUGGACAGGAAGGCUGCUGCGAUACAUGGCAAACUUGCGAAGAUGACACUGGUUGUACCGACCCUUCGUGACACUACAAUAACGAUUACUGUUACGAGCUGGGCUACGGUCUAUACGACCUCAACCGCCUUUAGUACCAUAUACACAACUUCGGUCUAUGCCACAUCGGUCUAUUCGACUGUCUAUGCUACUGCUUCAAAUGUUCGGACCGCAACCGAUAUCGUUUAUGUUACUGUUCCCGCGAAUAGCAGGCACCGCCGUACAAUCGAGCAAGCAGAAGAAACCAAUGAAGCACAGCCCAUGAGCAAUAUGAUGAGCAGUAUGAGGCAUUCACUCCUCGGGCUCGACUCAACCCCUACCGCCGGUAUUCAAGCUCCAGUGAUGACGCUCCUGUCCUACCCAGAAUUCGAUCUCGUGGCCCGGGACUUGGAGGCCCUAGGUGUGAUCGUCAAGCGUCAAAGCACUAUUACAUACACCACUACGACCUACACUUCUGCAACGACGACGGUGCAAGCAGUCAGCACCUCUACGCUGGUUCAAACUGUCCAUAUUACGUCGACUGCAAAUGUCGUCCUCACGAGCACCACAUAUCUAGAUGCACAGGAGACGAUCAAGGUGACGUCUACCGUUACGGCCAGCGCAGCUGCUAGAACUACUGGUGAAUCCAGCGGAACCUCCAACCCUUCCAUAACGAACGAUGCCAACGAGGAGACUCCCACCUCAUCAGGACCGUCUUCAUCUACCAGCAUUGGUGGCGGUAGCGGCGGAGGGCUGUCUACAGGGGCAGAGGUCGGCAUUGGGGUCGGGACAGCUGGCGGGUCAUCGAUCAUCUGCAUCAUCCUCAUUUUAUUCUGGCGACGUCACCGUCGCACCCAGAAAGACGCUCAAGAUCCCUCCCCCGGAACAGUCAUUGCCAACAAUCCACAGGCAAGUAGCUCGAGCACUGGCUAUGGGGUCCAUUCAUCGCCUUAUUCGUACGAGCCCAUCAACAGACCAAGUGAACCAGCCGAAGCCCCAGCGCACGAAGAACCGACAGUGCAGUACCAGCCACCACAACGCCCGCCGCUGCAGUUCCAGUAUGCUCCGUACGAGUUGUAUGACGAGCUUCCGCAAGAGUUGUAUCAUUCACGGUAUGAACAGGGAUUGCAGGCGUCGAAGGCUUGA
Molecule: messenger RNA, 1164 nt
Organism: Rhinocladiella mackenziei CBS 650.93
Lineage: Eukaryota; Fungi; Ascomycota; Eurotiomycetes; Chaetothyriales; Herpotrichiellaceae
Exons: 2
Coding region: 1-1164 (387 amino acids)
Source: RefSeq, a predicted model, not a curated record